AUGCGAAGAGGUCCGAAGAAGGUCAACCCUGCAAAGCCAGCAGAUGGCAAAAAGACCCGCGCUGAAGCCAUUCGAAUUUGGGACAAGGUGGAUGUUGGUAAGAAGGGCUUCGUGACCGUCCCGGAGGUCUUGAAGCAGUCGAAACUUCUUGAACAUGAAUGUCCUGAAUUUAUUCGCGACUAUGAGUCUGUGGCCCGGGACGGCAGGGUAACUCGCAACGCCUUCCUUGACUUUUGUGUUGGAAAAGCUACCGCAGAGGAAUGCAAAAGAGACGUGGACAUGUUUCUGAAUGUAGUUUUCCAAACCGUUCUGCUAGUGAAGACCGAAGACCUUGAGAUGCUGACAGGUCCAGCAGGGCAAAUUCGUGUAGCCGACCUGGUGAAGCACAAGGUGAGGAUCCAAGAAGUAUUCCCUCCAUUGCUGGAGAAGUUUUCUGAGAUCGACCUGAACAUGACCUCAACAGUGAGCUGGGCUGAGCUAGAGGUAUUUGCUGGUGGAACAGGAGAGUGGUUAGAGUAUCAGCUUGACCAAGUGAUCGGUUUGGAGCUGUUGAAGCAACAGAUACGGCAAUUUCAUCAUUCAAUUGUCAUGGACCAGAAGCGACGGGACACUGGCCACAAUGUGAGAACAAUCUCCAAGUACCACAUGAUUUUUCAAGGGAAUCCCGGCACUGGAAAGACCUCUCUGGCAAGAAUUAUUGCUCAGCUCUUGCAUCGCAUUGGCAUCAUAAAAACUGAUGUUUUGGUCGAAGUGCAGCGCGACAAGCUGGUUGCAGAGUAUGUCGGGCAAACAGGGCCAAAGACACAAAAAGUCAUUGAACAAGCAAAACAAGGGGUGCUUUUCAUUGAUGAGGCAUAUAGGCUCAGCCAGGAAGGUGGGAAAAGUGACUUCGGAAGAGAAGCCAUAGAGCAGCUGAUGGCUGCAAUGAACGAUCCUCCUGGUAAAGCACCCAUCAUGGUGUUUGCGGGGUAUGCAGAUGAUAUGGACAACUUUAUGCAGGCGAACUCAGGACUAUAUCGCCGCAUUGGUUACACAUUUGAUUUCAGUGACUACUCUUGUUUCGAGCUUGCGGAGAUCUUGAAGUCAAUCGUUACCAACGCUGGAUUCAGGCUGGCACCUGCAUUGAUCAAAAACAAUCUGCAAGCAACGGCAGCUUUGAUUGAAGCGAAUACUCUACAACAGGCACGUGAAAUGAUGAAUGGUGGACUCUGUGAACGUCUCUUUGACUUUGCAAAACAAUCUCUGGAUGCACGGGAAGCUGUGGUCUCAGCUUCAAAUCCGUCUUUGGAACUCACAGAGGGAGACCUUCUUGAAGCUUGCCGGCGCAUACCUCCUCCGCCAAUGCGUGAGGGCCGUGAGUCCUCAGCUACAUCACAGGCAUCGGAUCAGGUUGCACGUCGUCUUCAAAGAACCGAGGCAAAGUUGCGAUCUGCGCAGUCUGAAAUCCACCGACUUCAAGCCCAGUUGCGUGCUGUCAAGGCCGCACGAAGUGCAUGGAAGAGUGGAGAUUUGGACACUCGAAGCCGAUGUUCAAUGGAGGGCUGUUGUCACAGAGUUCGCAAGUUCUUUCGCUUCUUGUGGACGGCUUGCAUUCUUUGCGCAACCCUAACUCUGCACAAGCUCUACUACGUGUGCUGCUGCCAGUGUGUACCCAAGAAAGAGAAGUUUACCACUCCGAUCAUUCGCAUACACCCUGCUGAUGACUCCAAGCCCGGUCCAGCUCCAUUGUCACCAUAG
Molecule: messenger RNA, 1737 nt
Organism: Durusdinium trenchii
Lineage: Eukaryota; Dinophyceae; Suessiales; Symbiodiniaceae
Source: the annotation of a GenBank genome assembly